AUGCCUCGAUUACUCAAUAUAUCAUUGCAGAACAACAAGCUUCAAGGUCCGUUUCCAGUUUUCCCAGAAAGCGUGUUGGUAUCCCUCGGGACAAACAACUUAUUCUGCAAGAAUGUUCCAGGAGAUUGCAAUCCUCAAGUCAUGACAUUGUUAAAGGUUGCUGGAGCAUUAGAUUAUCCAUUGAAACUUGCUGAGGCAUGGCAGGGUAACAAUGCGUGCAGCAAAUGGCCGUUUGUGACUUGCGAUGCGUCUGGGAACAUCAUUAAAGUUAAUCUAUCCAAGCAGGGAUUUACGGGUACCAUUUCGCCUGCUUUCGCAAACUUGACGUUUUUGAACGAGUUGUACUUGAACGAUAACAACUUGACGGGUACUAUACCCGAAACUUUAACAACCUUGAAACGGCUCAAACAACUGAAUGUAUCCAACAAUGAUCUGUCGGGUGAAGUGCCAAAUUUUAAGUCCUCCGUGACUGUUCUUGUAGCGGGGAACAAAAACAUUGGACGCAGCAACAACAGCACUACCACCCCUGCAGACGAAAGACACAAAUCUUUGACAAAAACUGCUAAGAUACUGUUAGUAACCUUGAUUCCUACGAUUUUAAUGGCUGCGUUAUGGUUUUUUGUAUAUGCAUAUAAGAGAAAAUGGUGGUUAGAACACGACGAGGAUGCAGAACAAUGGAACUUGCACGUAGAACUUGAUUCUCCGCUGACGUUCAAAUACAAUAACUUAAAAAUGGCAACCAACAACUUUGAUGACAACAGGAAACUCGGUGGAGGUGGCUUUGGUACUGUUUACGAAGGAAAAUUAGAUGAUGGAACACGCAUUGCUGUUAAGCGUCUGGAUCACGUUGGACAAGGAAGGAAGGAAUUUUUGACAGAAGUUCAGACAAUAGGAAGUAUACACCAUGUAAACUUGGUGAAACUGGUUGGGUUUUGUGCAGAAAAAGUCCAAAGACUUCUAGUGUAUGAGUACAUGAGCAAAGGAUCACUAGACAAAUGGGUUUUUAACUCCGAUUCGAAACAUGCCCUUACUUGGGUAACUAGAAGAAAAAUCAUUCUGCACAUUGCUAAGGGACUUGCUUAUUUGCAUGAAGAUUGUCAAAAGAGAAUAGCCCAUCUCGAUGUAAAACCCCAAAAUGUGCUUUUAGACGAAGAAUAUAACGCAAAGUUAUCUGAUUUUGGCCUAGCGAAGCUAAUCGAUAGAGACCAAAGUCAUGUAAUGACUCAAAUGAGGGGAACUCGCGGGUAUCUUGCGCCCGAAUUUUUAGGCAGGAAGAUCAUGGAAAAAGUCGAUGUGUACAGCUACGGAGUUCUAGUGAUGGAAGUUGUGUUUGGUAGGAAGAAUUUGGAUUACAGUCGGCCUGACGAGAGUAAGACACUGAUUCAGAUGGUUAAAAUGAACGUUGAAGCAAAUGAAUUUUCGGGUUUACUCGAUGAAUGUGGUGAGGAUGUGCAACAAUAUGCUGAGGAAAUAAAGAAAACCUUAAUUUUGGGUGUGUCAUGUUUGCAUAGUGAACCAGAAAAGAGGCCAUCUAUGUCAACAGUGGUUAAAGUUUUAGAGGGUGCAUCUAUUUCAGAGGCUGUAAAUCAGUACUCCUUGACAGUUAUGACAGUUGAUGGAACUUUAACUAAUGAAGAUGCAACUCAACUUUCUCCAUCGAUUUUAUCAGGACCCAGAUAA
Molecule: messenger RNA, 1680 nt
Organism: Amaranthus tricolor (Joseph's coat)
Lineage: Eukaryota; Viridiplantae; Streptophyta; Magnoliopsida; Caryophyllales; Amaranthaceae
Product: receptor-like kinase TMK4
Exons: 1
Coding region: 1-1680 (559 amino acids)
Biological process (GO): protein phosphorylation
Molecular function (GO): protein kinase activity; protein binding; ATP binding
Source: RefSeq, a predicted model, not a curated record